AUGAAGAGGAAAGUUGCAAAAGUUGGGAAACUGAGACUUAGUCCUAAUGAAGAAACCAUGCUUCUGAAAGAAGAAUAUGAAAGAAGAAGAAAACUGAGGCUACAGCAAGUUAGAGAGCAACAGAAGUAUAUCGCCUUGCAGAUAAGACAGAAGGUAAAGGAGAGGAGAGAAGAACAGCUACAUCAGUUAGAGGAGGCACUGAGAGCUGAAUGGCAGAAAGCACAGGAUCAAAAGAUGAAAGCCUUAGAAGAACUGUAUUUAUCAAGCUUAAGAGCAAUUGGUGAGGGUCAUCGACAAGCCAGGGAGAACGAACCUGACUUAGAAGCUCUGGCAAAGCAAGCAGAGGAGAGGAAACAAAGAGCAGAGAUGAGACAUAGGAAAGCCCUGAAAGAGCAGAAGUACCAAAAAGAAAAGUUACUUCGUGAGCAAGCCCGCCGAACAAAUGCACGUAAACAUGCUCUAGAAGUGGAGAGACAAAGAGCAGCCAAAGUUGCAAGCCUGCCACCUCCUCCACCACGUCCUCUUGAGAAUUUUGAAGUGAAAAAGACUCCUGCAGUGAAGCCCUGUAGUGCUGACAACUUUUCUGUUACACGUUAUCAUAUUUCCGAACCUUACGUGGACAGAGAAGUGGAUGGAGAGCAGCCAGAUGCUCGGUUAGCUGCUGAAGAAGAAGGGAGACGUUUGGAGGAACUACACAGAGAGGCAGAGAGGGAGAGAAGAGAGCAGCUUGAAAAGGCACAUCUCAGAGGAAGUCAUGCCUUGAAGAAGGUCCAUUUGGCUCAGGACAGGGAAAGGCUAUUGAAAGAACUUGAGGAAAUGCAGAACAUGGAUCGGGUGCGCAGAAGACAGAUUGUAGCACAGAUGCCACCUCAACUUUUUGUGCCUGCCUACAAACGCAUGGCAAUAAAAGAAGAAUGGCAGAGAGAAUUGGAGUUUGCAUUUGAAGAUAUGUACAGUGAAGACAGGAAAAUGAAAGGAGACCUGAUUUUGCAGUUUGAGCCACAACCUUUGCCAGCCCCUUCUGACAGAUCUCAAGAUAAUGAUCUUGAUAUCUCUUUGGAGCAAGAAUCUGCUUGUGACACUCAACCAGAAUCUGCUUGUGAUACUCAACAAGAAUCGAAACAGAUGGUAGAAGAGGAGGUCCCUAAUGCAUCAGAAAAUCACAAAGAAGCAAAAACUCACCAACGUCUGUCAAAACUUGCCUUAAAGAAAUUGCUGAACAAGAUUAGAAGCCAAAAAGAGGAGUGGACAUCAAAAAGUGAGAAAGUGAUUCAAAGUGAAAUUGAGACUAUUGAAUCGGGCACAAUUGCUAGCGAAGAGAGACCAUUAUGUGAUUUAGAACUUAACUAUGAGCAACAGAAAAAUACAGUAUGUGAUGCCAAAGACUCUCUGAAAACAUUGGAAAAAACAGUUGCAGCUGAAAAGUCAGUUCUAAUCCAUCCUCAAGAGCAAGCAGUUAAAAUUAGAAGGGAAGAGGAGAGACAAAAGUGGAAUGAGCAAAUAGAGCAACAGAAACAGGAACAGCUGGCCUUGCUUAAACAGAUUGAAGAAGAAAGAGCACGUUUGGAGGCUGAUUUUCUGAAGAUGCAGAUGCAAACCUGUUUGGAGGAGGCUAAGAAAAAAAAAGAGGAGGAAGAGCAAGGUCAGCUGGUACAAAGCCACAGUGUUCCUUCUACAGUUCAGCAGAACAAAGUGGAACAUGAGACUGGUAAUACUACUGUAUCAGAAACCAGGAGUCCUAGAGAAGACAGCCAUUUACAGAUGAUUCGUAAUUACCAACAACGCCUUCUACAACAAAACAGGCUGCACAAACAGACCAUUGAAGAAGCUAGAAAGCAUCUACAGGAGUAUCAGAAUAAAUUGAAGCAAAGAUACUUGUCUACUUCUGCAACACCUCCAAGCUCUGUGGAAACAAAAUCAAUUAAGCCUGUCUCAGGUCCACUUCUACAGAGGCAUGGAGUGCAACCAAAACAAUACCAGUCAUCUGAACAAGUUCAUGCACAAGAGUAUGCACACUCGCUACCUGUAUCUUCAGGUUUUGAAAAUACAUUGAAUAUGUUGGAAAAACCAUCUGCACAGAAACAUGAAGACCAAAUGCAUAGCGUUUGUCCUGGUGCACAUGUGCAGUUUUUAGAAGCAUCGAAAUUGAAGCAUGGAGAGUUUCACUUGCCAUGUGGCUGUCCUUCACAGGAACAAGUCGGAAUGUUGGAAAACUCCAAUAAUCAUGUCAGAGAACCACCUCAGUUCCAGUUACUGUCAGCAUUAGUCACGAAAGAUGCCACUGCAGUAAGAACACAAACAGAAGCACGUGGACAACAUGUUAGAUUUGUUUUGCCAGCAGAAGAUUCCUCUCAGCCAUCAGAGACAGUGCACUUUAAAGAGUCAUCUCAGAAGAUGUCUAGCCAUCAAACAGAGACAGAAGCUGGAGAAAAAACCCCGCUUAAGGCACCCCUCACGCCAGCAACAAAGGCAUCUCAUAUAGUUCAGGCAGCCUCAGUAGAUUCUUCAUCAUAUCGGCAAGGAUCUGCAGAAACCACCAUCAAAACAAGCCUUGAACAAUCCUUCAAUCUUUCUGAACCCAUGACUUUAUCUCAUGAAGAAUCUAAAGCCCAUGGUGUAGAGGAAUUCUUGAUAUCAAAAAUGGAAAAUGCAUCUUUGUUAAAUUAUUCUGGUAUACUGAAUUUAAGGGACAGAGUAUUGGCCUCAUCCGAAAGCAUCCAAGCUCAGCAAAAGUAUUUGAAAGAACUGCAGGAGCAGAUAGACGCACAAAGAGAAGCUCUUCUUUCUAGACAGAAAAUACAAGAACAACUACUUUUACAGAAGCAAGAUAAACUGAAGGCACAGAUGCAGAGACAGCAAGAGGCUUUGAAAGAAUUUCUGAACAAACAGGUGACACAUAUCGGCAUGAACAAAGAAAUGACAGAGGCACAAAAGCCUGACCGGAUUAAUAGGACUGACUUUUUCCAAGUCUUAGAAAACUACCAGCAAGAGAAUUGUGGCAGGAGUAAAUUUCACGAGAGUGAAAUGAUUUCACAGUGCAUCAGUCCAGCUGAGCAAACUGAACAGUCUGAGGAAGUCCUAUGUAGAGAACAGAAACGAAGAUCUUCCAAACCACCUGUGGCAAAAGUAAAGUUAGGGCUUGAUUUGGAACAACAUGAACUUAGUGUUAUACCAGAGGUAGACACACCGAAAAGUUGCAACAUCUCUUUUGCAGAUAAAACAGAUUCUGUUGGUGGGGAAUCUUCUCCCAUUUCGACUAUUGGGGAGUUUGCAUAUGUGAAACGUUACAGUUGCACUCUUCAUGAAGAAGGCAGGUUAACUUCCAGCAUGACAGACUACGAGGAACGAAUCUGUAAUGGAAGUCCAAGGCAAAGUAAAGAGUCAAGUAGGUUAUUACAAGAGGUGCUGCUGAUGACUGCUGAAAAUUCAUAUGAUUCAG
Phaethon lepturus (White-tailed tropicbird) is the source of this 3439-nucleotide messenger RNA. RefSeq names its product centrosomal protein KIAA1731-like. Lineage: Eukaryota; Metazoa; Chordata; Aves; Phaethontiformes; Phaethontidae. The transcript is spliced from 16 exons. The annotation marks the transcript as partial. Gene Ontology annotation, biological process: regulation of centriole replication. The record is from RefSeq and is a predicted model, not a curated record. Gene Ontology annotation, cellular component: centriole; cytosol; centrosome.